UUGAUUUCAUUCGUCUACAGUUCUAGAACUAUCCAAAGCAGAGAGUGAGGAGUUCCGUGAAGCGGUUCAACUUUGUGAUCUGUUUUCCCCGCAAAACAGAUUUACUUAAAACACCAGCAAGUUUAGUGAUUUAGUUUAGUCCGUGAAGAGGGAGCAACAGAUAGUCCAAUCGAAAAUGAAGAUGUUCAAGUGUUUAUUGGUGAUAAGCUGCCUGGCCUCGGUGUCCUUGGCCCACAGUGCAUCCGCGGCACAAUCGAUCAACUCGAACACAAUCGACGACACUCAUGACCCACAGCAGCAGACACCUCGGUCCGGAUCGUACCUCGGCGAGAUCAAGUACCUGUACAAGACGUACCAGGAUUGUGCCAGCUCCGAUGUUCCCACCUGCUUGAAACUGAAACUGUUCACCAUUCUGGAUCGCGUUGCACGAUCUCUCAAGGACUUCAAGAUCAGCGAAGGUGUCAAGUUCAUCCGUGAUCAGGAUGUCCCAAUCGACAGCACCCCAGUCAAGAGCGAAGCCCAGAUUGAGAUGGAUCUGCCCCGCUCCAUGGAUGAGAAGGAACGCUCCCUAAACUCGAUGCUGUUCGAUAAGGUCCUGUCCUUCUUCCAAACCCACACCCUGCAAGUCAAGUUCCCAUCCAGCGAAGAGAUCAAGCGCUCCAUGGAUGAAGUCCGUGCCGGAGGCGGCGGUGGCUUCGGAGGAUCCGGUGGCGGAUUCGGCAACAAGGACAAGGACAAGAAGAACGGACACUGGAUCAUGAUCCCACUGCUGCUCGGAAGCACCCUGGUCCCACUUGCCUUCGGUGCCCUAGCUUUGCUGGCCGGUAAAGCUUUGAUCGUAUCCAAGCUCGCUCUCGCACUCGCCUCGAUCAUCGGUAUCAAGAAACUGAUCUCCAGCGGUGGUGGCCACCAUGAAUCUGCCCAUGAGGUCGUCGUCUCCGGAGGACACGGUGGCGGCUGGGGCCGCAUUGGUGCCGCCCAAGGUCUGGCCUACAACGGCUAUGGACACUACGCCCAGUAAGGUCCUUACAUGAUGAAGACCCCCAGAAAGGUCUUCAGCAAAACAAAAACAGAACAGCCAAAGCUUGUGAAGAAGCUCACAGACAAACAAAUGCCCUACAGACACCCAACACAUACACAUACACACAUCAUAGAAACCACAACAGAUUGACCGCAAAAGUUCAGGAAACUGACUGAUGAUCGAAAAAUGGAAAAAAAUCAAGUUUUUUGUUAAUUCUUACGUUACCUCAUGCUCUAUCCCCUUUCCAUUGCUCUCUGUCUCAACCUGUCCUAUUGAAGAACCGCGAACGGAAUCCAAACAAAAAAACCGUCCGUUCGCUUUCUCGUUUUUGGAAGCAAAGAGCCUUAGCAUUUUUUAAAAAUAGUUUUAAAAACUUGCUAACAUAUUUAUUUAACUUAAUUGUAAUUUAAUUUAUGCCACUCGAAGAACUGAUUAUUUAUUUAAUUAAGUCUCUUAAGAUCCAUUUGUAAAAAGCCGAAUAAACUAAAAUGAUGAAAUG
This is a messenger RNA of Ochlerotatus camptorhynchus, 1520 nucleotides long. RefSeq names its product Osiris 8 (gene Osi8). The coding region runs from base 176 to 1021 and encodes 281 amino acids. NCBI's taxonomy places the organism in Eukaryota, Metazoa, Arthropoda, Insecta, Diptera, Culicidae. The record is from RefSeq and is a predicted model, not a curated record. Gene Ontology annotation, cellular component: membrane. The transcript has 2 exons.